Symbiodinium natans is the source of this 705-nucleotide messenger RNA. The record is from the annotation of a GenBank genome assembly. NCBI's taxonomy places the organism in Eukaryota, Dinophyceae, Suessiales, Symbiodiniaceae.
AUGCUGGCCACGGAGGCUGAUCGUGCUCUGCGUGCGGGCGCUGAUUACCUGCAUCUGGACGUCAUGGAUGGCCACUUUGUCCCUGCUAUUUCCUUCGGGCCGAAGGUGAUUGCCAAUCUUCGACGGCAUCACCCGAAGGUGUUUUUCGACUGCCACAUGAUGGUGGAGAAGCCCGAGGAGCAAGUGGAGGCUAUAGCCGAGGCCAAGGCUCUCCAUCCCGAGACCGGCAAGAACUUGCUGCAGUUUACUUUCCACAUCGAAACCACGGAGCCAAGAGGCUUGACACAGAAGGUCAUCGACCUCGCACGAAAGAAUGGCAUGUUGGUUGGCCUUGCGAUAAGUCCGGCCACGCCGAUCGAGCAAUUGCAGCCGUACCUGGAACAGGUGGAUAUGGUACUUGUCAUGACCGUUGUGCCUGGCAAGGGCGGGCAGUCUUUCAUGGUAGAGAUGAUGGAGAAAGUCCGCUCCGUGCGUGCCAAGUGCCCAGAAAAGGACAUAGAGGUGGAUGGCGGUGUCAAGGUACAUACCGUGGAUGAAGCUGCCAAAGCUGGCGCUAACAUGAUUGUCUCCGGCACCGGGGUCUACAAGGUUGAUGAUAUGGCUUUAGCAAUCGCGACGAUGAGAAGAAGUGUGGAGCUGUAUGGGAAUGGCCUUGCUGAAGACAAACUCUCACCUCUGAGAUAUGACAAGGAGAUCUUUGCGUAG